GAUUUCAGCCACCCCCCUCCCACCCCGAAGUUGCAUGCAAAAUUGUUUUAUAAGUUAAAAACGUUCAUAAAGAACUGAUUUUUUCCUUCUAUGAAAUACAAUGAAAUGACAGUUUAUCCGAAACUGUAUAAAUAAGCAUUAUAAAAGUGCAUGGAAAUCAUUAACCAGCGGCAAAACAAACAUAAUUAACUUCUGUUUUACACGCAAUAAAACUUUUAUUUCUCCCGCUUAGCAUAAAAACGUCUCAAAUUAGGAUGCAUGAACAAGUAAGGUUUUCUUCUCCUGACCGUAGCCUACGUUACGACUUUUAUGUCUCCACUCCUCCACACCUGUUUUUGUUUUGGUAAUCAUUCUGCCGCGGUGAGAGACACUGACGAGGAGCGGAAACAUGGCGGGUCUGAGCUAUUGGCUGAUCGGGCUUUUAAUAGUGCUUUGUAAUGUAACAUUUUCGCUGUCAGAGACUUAUACUUUUAAUCAAAAUAUAGGAGUUGCAUACGAGUUUAAGAUUCAUGUGGACGCUGGCAAAGAAGAAUGUUUCAGUCAAUUCGUACAUCCGGGAUCGACGUUUUACGUUGCUUUCCAGGUAAUGCGUGGGGGUGAUGGCAUGGCAGGAUUUGCUGUGAGACAUCCAUCUGGACAGAUAGUCCUUCCUUAUGUCUGGAAGCCCAGUGCAGAGUAUGAAGAACAAGCAGCUGACCCAGGAGGCUUUUAUCAUCUUUGCAUUGACAACUCUUUAUCUCGAUUUGCUUCCAAGUUAGUGAGUUUGUAUGUAAAUUCCUUUAAACGAGACAAGUGGGAGGACUAUGUAAAAGAGCUGGAAGAUACAGAUGUCACUGUUGCUAAUUUCACGGACACACUUCAAAAAGUUGAUGGGCGUAUUGGAGACAUGUUAAAAUACCAGGAUCAGUCUCGUCGCCAAACUUCAAGAGACUGGUAUCUUGUAGACAGUAAUCACACUUAUGUACAAAAUUGGUCUUUAGCUCAAUGCAUAGUAAUUUUUUUAACCUCAACACUUCAAGUUUAUUUUGUACGCAAACUAUUUGAUGUUAAAAAUGUCACACCGACAUCGAAGCCAAGAGCUUAAGAAGAACGUAAAUUAACUUUCAAUUCAAAGAGCUGUUUUAUUUUUGUGAUAAGGUUAACAUUCCUUUUUUAUUUCAGACGUAAGCACAAUUUUCAAAAUGAAAAAUUGCUUUAAACAUACAUGUAUAAAUUUCACCAAAAUAAAGUUCCACAAACAUGAGGAAAAGACAAGAAACAUAUAUAUAUUUUUGAAAAAUAUAUUUUACUGUCAUCAACAAAGAGUUAUGUUUCCAAAUGAUUUUACGUGCAUUUGUAUAUACAGUUGGCUCUCUGUUUAACGACUUUCAACGGACCACAAAAAAUCAUCCUUAAGUAGAACGCGUCCUUAAAUAGAACACUUUUAACACUAUUGUGGACCAUCUGGGACCGGGAAAACCCGUCGUUAAAUAGAGAAAGUUGUUAAAUGGAGCGUCGUUAAACAGAGAGCCAACGGUACGUUUUUUUUUUUUGUAAUUCAGUUAUCAAUUUAAAGGAAAAGAAUCAAGCAUAUGCAUUCUUCGUAUGUAUACUGUGAUAUGAGUAUAGCAAUUAAGAAAGUCGCUGCAAUUAACAAAUUGCAUUUGUUCCAAUAUUUUCCUUUCUAAAAAAUAAUGAAAGUAACAUGAAUUUCACAACUUUAUGCAUUUUUUUUUUUUAAAGAUAGUGUUUAUUUUUUUUAUAAAAAUUUUGCAAUGUGCUUAGUUGAAAUAUAAUUUCUUUUUAGCCAUUGUGUAAUCACAACAGAUGCAGUUUACUGUGGUUAUUAAAAUUGCAUAUACUUUUAAAACGAUUUUAUCUUUUAUUUUAAUUCACAAUUUAGUUAAAUACUGAAAAGUUGUUUAGGUAUUUUUUACCUUUUAAUAAUGUAGCAUUGAAAACAAUGAUUUUAAAUAAGUAUGAACUCUUCAUCUUGCUAAUUUUUAAACUUUAUUUUAGUUAUGUUGAAUGUGUUCAUCAUACAAAGAUUUGAAUGUUCCUUUUCUUUAACCUAAUUUCUUUUGCACCUAUGAAGAAACUUUUUAGGCUGUGCAACCUAAGUUCUGCACAAGCAUCAUGGGAAGCCAGCUUACUUUAAAAUCCAACAGAUUGAGGGUCUUACUCUAUGGUACUCUUUACCCCCUGUUUUGAAUGAUUAGCUCAAAUAAAUGUAAAUUAAACAACUUUGAUAAUCAAGCCUAAACCAAACUCAUUGAAUCAUUCUCAAAUUCAAGUUCAAGAAACAUUUUUUGUUUUGGAGGGAGGAGGUGCAUUUUUUACAAACAGUAUUCUUGUUUUUAUCAACUUACAGUUUAUUACUUAAAUAUUUUCAGCAUUCAAAUAAUCAAGCACUGUUAAAAAGAGAAUUGUUUUUAAUAUACUUAAGCACCACUAAUGAUAAAUGAAUAAUGUUGCUAUUUGUGCCAAAAUCAGUAACUCUCCAAAAAGAAAGCUAUCUCAUUAUUUUAACUACUGAAAAAAAUAUAAAAGAAAUUGGAAGUUUCAAGACAAAUGCAUAUGGUUUGGAAAUUCAAACAUCAAUCAAGCUAGAAUUUUUUGUUAUAAAUUAAAAUUAAAAUGCACAUUGAAAGAUAAAAAUUUAGUUGUAAAAGUUUAGUUGUUUCUAUUUCAAAGAAAGAAAAAAAUACCUUUGUGCUAAAAUUAAAUUUAUGAGAAGCUACCACAACAUUAUGAAAGCACAGAUUAUAUUUUGCCAUUUUUGUGCUUCAUUAAGAUUCUUAUACAUUUAUCAAUUGAGAAUAAUUAAAAUAUACAUAUAUUUAUCAAUUUGAGAAUAAUUAAAAUGUAUAAAAUUUGUUUUAGUAUCUAAAUUUCGCUAAAUUUAAAGGUCUUUCAAAACAAAAUUAAAAAUAAAACACACACAGAGCAUCCAAUCAAUUUUUAGGUUGCUACUAGGUUUGUGUACCAUUUUUAAAUUUUAUUAAUAACAAUUUAAACAAUUUUAAAAUGGAUACAUAUAUAUUAUAGCAAUCCAAAACUGACUGUUGAAAAAAUUUGAUUCUAAUUAUAUAUAUAUAUAUAUAUAAAUGUGUGGGAAAAAUUUAAUAAAUUGCACUGAUAAUCCUUCAUGAAUCUACAUUCAUAUUUUCUCAUUGAUCCUCAAAUUAUUUAAUACUUGGAUAUGUUUAUGUGAAACUAUAUUUUUUAUUUUUAGUUAGGAAAAAUUAUACUUAACUGCAUAAUAUAAAGUACUUUCAAAUAAUAAUAAAUGUAUUAUUUUAAAUGCUAAGAAUUAAAAAAUAACAGCAUAAUUUGCGUUUUCAGUUUGCCUUUUUAUUUGUUUAUUUUCAAAUAAUGAUAAUCACUAGACUAAUUUUAUUAUGUCCCAUUUAACAAAUGUCAAGGGGCUAUAAAAAGUUAUUGUUAAAUCAAGGAUAUUGUCCAGUCGAGGAGCAUAUACAUAAUGCUGUUAAGACUGCUCUUCAGUGGAGAAGAAAAACGAUCUCGCUUGAAAAUAGGCUUUUUCUUUAAACGAAAGCAGCGUUCAUCAGUGAAGUGAUUGACACUUCAACAACCAAUAGAACGAACGGUGCCCGAUGAAAGUGUGGAUCAUGUGACCUGUCACAUUUUGCAGGGGGACAGACCGGACGCUCCCCCUGCUGUGCAGAGUAGUCGAAGGAGAUAAUAGCCGACGGCGAAAUGAAACCGCAGCUUUUUACAGACCCUUCCAAGGAAAUUCUAGUUCUUUCCCUCUUGAGUCUUGACUACAUAGGUAAAAGAAAAAUAACUCGGUGUAAAAGGCAUGGCAUUUUACAUUGCCGCGCAUUUUGCAAUCCCGCUUGUGAUAUUAAUUUAUUUGCAUUCGCACUAAAAUUAAUUUUUGAAACGAAGAUUUUUUUCCCCAUUAAUACGGUUCCAGAUCUCAUCAAGGAAAAAUUAACGAAUGAAUGAAUAUUUGCAAUAAAUAAAUUUAUAAAUUCGUUUUAUUCUUAGAAAAAUGUUCGUUAUUGAAAAUUGAUGAUUUCAAAAAAGGAAGGGAAAAAAAAGAUAGCCUGCAUGACCACACUGAAUUUUAACGAAAUGAACUCCAAAUCUAACCAAAAAAUAUUCUUUAAAAAUGGAUGAUUCUACUUAAUAUAUUUGAAAAAUCGAGUGCCGAAUAAAAGUGGGGACUAACUAGUUAUCGGUUGGUGAAAUUUUUUCGCUUCCUCUGCCUGUUUGCCACUCUCCCCAACCCCAUCCGAGUUGCCAGAAAACAUUCUUCUUAAAAAUGAAACUAGAUCCUCUUUGCAUAGUUAAUACUUGAUUGUACAAUAAACAUUAAUGCCACUAAUUAGUUACAUUAACCUUUAUUUGAACUGAUAAUAUUUAUAUUUUAGUGCUAAAUUAAAUACUACUUUGUUGGUUAGUUACCUGUUUUACAAAUGCAGUGGCGACUAGAAAAAAAAGUGGCUACUAUAAUUGCCUUUUCUCACCACUGGUGACCAGAAAAUUCCCCUAAUCUUUAUCUUUGAAUCCUUUUCUUUUUGAAAAAAUAUUUACAGUCGGACCUCCGUAUAUCGAACUUCCACAUAUCGAAAUUUUCUAUAUAUCGAAAUCCCAGCAAAUUUCUAUGUUCACUACACAGAAAAAUUGUUUCUAUAUAUCGAAAAAGUCUCUAUAUAUCGAAAUUUUUUUCGAGACAUUCGUAGGUUUUUUUCCACUUUAGACUGUUUGUCUUAUGAAAAAUGAAGGUUAGCGGAGAAAAUUAUAAUCACUAAAGGUUGCUACGAAACUCAUAAGGAAUAUGGGGUUCAGGGGUGUGUAGAUAGGGUCGUUGUUCCGUUCUGGAGUUUUUACAUUCCCUCAAGUUUAUUUCAAAUCUUAGUUGCAACCAGUAACACUAAAAUCAGUUUCAAGCUAUCCCUUUUGUCUGCUGAUUAUCAUUCCUAGUAUUUUUAGCUUCAGUAAAAAUCAUUCAAGUUAAAUAGAUUGAUUUUUUACUUUUCUCUCGAUUACAUUGUUAAAACGAAAAUCCCCUAUUGUGGCGGUUCAAGUUGAAUUUCCGAAGAAUGAAGGUGUAUGAAGGAGCAAAAAUGUAAUUUCUGUUAAAUUUUUGAUUAUUAACUUUCAUUUAAUCCGAUGCUCGUUUAAAUUAGCAGUUGGGUUUCAUGCACGAAAAUUAGUUUUAAUUUUAAUGUUUUAGGACAUUUUUAUGAUAAAAUAAGAUUGUUUCUAUAUAUCGAAAUUUCUAUUUAUCGAAUUUUUUUCCGGCAAUUUGCUACUUCGAUAUAUGGAGGUCCGACUGUAUUUAUUUAUCUAAUUACUAUAUGCAGAUGAGAAGGCUACGAUAGCAUUUCUCAAGGGGUUGUUAUGGUGAAAGUUCUUUCAAAUUGAGCAUAACAACGGCAAAGUCGCGGAUGGCUACGGAUAAGGAUUUCCUGAAUUUGAAAAAUUAAAGAUUUUUCUCUGAUCUUUGUAUGCAGGGGUGCUCACCCUGCUCCAAGCUCAAAGGCAAAAAUCACUCCUUCCCCCACUCUCAAUGUUUGUAUACUAUCUUGCGUUGAAAUUUUGGAAUAAAACUAAACCUAGCACUUUUAGAGUCUCAGAUUCCCAGUUACUAAAUUCGGCAAAAUACAUGAGGUAUUACAUACACUAUAUGACCAAAAGUAUUGGGACACUUUCAAAAAUUCACAAUUUUACGGAUUUCUCGGGAAAUAAAAGACCAAUUGCUCUCUGCUCUGUAAUUUUUUCUCAUGAAAAGUAUACUCCAAACGUCAAAUCCAAUAACAAUUAAGUCUGCUAUUCAUUUAGGGGACCAGCAACAAAUAAUCCGUUCUUAUCAUGAAUCACUCUGUAACGAUGGUAGGAAAGUGUUGCCAGUUUGCUAGCAAUCCCUUACCAUUCAUCGCCUAUCCUAGAAUUAUAGAAAUUCAGCUCAUUAGAUCGCUGAUAACUUUUUAAAAUUUAAAGAAAUUGCUGUGGAAUUUUUUUCAUGGAUUGUAGGAUGUAUCUGAGCUUUGAAUUAUGAACGUUAUAAAUUGCUAUCUUUCGUGCAUGCGCAGUGAAAAAUUAAUAGCUUUAAUUGUUCAUAUUUCAUCAAAUUUUCAAUAUUUUAACUUUAAAUUUUAUUAUUAUGUUUCUCUAAAAUGCUGUCAAAUAUUCUAAAAGUUUAGUAAUGUUUGACGAAAUACUCUGCGCAAUAUGAGGCGAAAACCUUCAAAAAAAUUUUGCAUUUUUGAAAGAAAUGCUUAUAUUUCCAUGGGUAUAAGAGAUAUUUUCACAAAAAUAUAAAAAUAAGUUUUUGAUAGAUUUUUAACUCAUUUCUGAAAAUUAUAGCUUAUUCCCAGCAAUUUGCAAUGAAAAAUGAUCAAAAAACUUUUUUCUUCAAUUUGUUGUCGGUCCCCUAAGUGAAUAGCAGACUUAAUUUUUAUUGGAAAAUGACAAGUAGAGUAUACAUUUUAUGCGAAACAAAUUAUAGAGCAAUUAGUCUAUUAUUUCUCGAGAAAUCCCUAAAAAUGUUAAUUUUUGAAAGUGUCCCAAUGCUUUUGGUCAUAUAGUGUAUAUAGUGCUUCUACUUCAACACAUUGAGUUUUUAUUAAAAUUUUCUAAUAAGUCUUGUGAGUGUCUGAUCCUCGUUAGUUGUCAUAAUAAAUAUUAAGGGUUGUCGUUUUUCUCAGGAGGCACGAAAAUAUUACCUACAUGUAUAUCUGCCUGAAAAAAAAAAUACUCGAAAUACUUAGGUGAAAAAAAAUCUCAAUGCCUCACUCUGCCAGAUUUUAAAGUUUUUAUCGCUCUGCCUCGUUUUCAUGCAUCUUGCAUUUAAUGAAUCAAUAAUAAAAAAUAAAAAAAGGGCAAGAAACAGAUUUGCAGGAAAUAUACAUAAAGUUAAAACAAAAAUGAAAAUGAAUAGCUUACAUUUAGGAAAGCAAUUAUAAGUACAAGUACGGGUUCACAAUUUAAAAAGAAAAAAAAAACCAAGACGAACUUUUUCUUUUUAAGUUCUGUGUUACGCACUUCUGUGCCGAAAAUUUAUCGUAUCGUGUCUUCAGUCACAGAAUAAAAUGAAUGUUCUAAUCAAAUGAUUAUCAAAUAAUUUUCAUUCGUAUAGAACAAAAAUCUUUUUUGAGAUCCCACAUUUUCUAUUCUAUUGACUCCUAAUUCCUAAUAAUGUGUAAAUACAGCGAGAGAAAGGAUUUAGCUUUUUGUUUAGGAGAGGGAACCAUUUCUAUAUUUAAUUAACAUGAUCUUUAUCGUAAGCAUACUAUUUACUCAGAAAUACUCCCUAUUUUCCCAAGCACUCUGUUUGGGGGCUAUGCCUUUUAAUUUUCACGAAAAUAAAAUUUUCAAAAUGCACUUUUAGACGAUCUCUGGUGGUAUUUGGAAGUAAGUAAGAGGUCCUGUGAUCUUCCACCAGCAAAUUUUUGAACUUGAAACGCCAAAAACACAAUUUCAGGUUCUUCAAUUCUGUUAGGAAACAUGGAGUUCGGAAGCUUUCCCCGGAAUUUUUCGAAAUAGUCUAAAAACGCAGUCUUAGUGUGAUGUUGGGGGGAGGCAAAAUUUUCAAUGUGUUAUAAACAUGAUUGUAGGCCAUAUUUAGUAACGUUGGAGACAUGCAGGUUUUUGAAAUCAAAGUUCCAAAAAUGCAAUUUUAGGCGACUUUUUUUUUUUUUUAUGGUCAAAGAAGGACUUUUCACAAACUCCCUUUCCAAAAUUUUUUGAAAUUAAAGCCAUAAAA
Molecule: messenger RNA, 7717 nt
Organism: Uloborus diversus
Lineage: Eukaryota; Metazoa; Arthropoda; Arachnida; Araneae; Uloboridae
Gene: loj
Product: transmembrane emp24 domain-containing protein 6-like
Exons: 4
Coding region: 389-1084 (231 amino acids)
Biological process (GO): endoplasmic reticulum to Golgi vesicle-mediated transport; Golgi organization; intracellular protein transport
Cellular component (GO): Golgi apparatus; COPII-coated ER to Golgi transport vesicle; endoplasmic reticulum
Source: RefSeq, a predicted model, not a curated record